AACUUAUUAAAUAGAACGGAUGAGCUUGUAUCUUGAAUAAAUUUUGGUAUGGCUCCUUCGGAGGAUGGCGAUGUCGCUGAUGCCCUUCGCUCAACCUAUCAGUCUUCUCUCACGGGAAAGAGGAAAAACAACGAAGAAAUAGAAAUGUUAGAGAAAAUCAAGGAAGGCACUUCACUGAGAAAAGAAAAAGACACAUUUGCCGAAUCUAAUUUGAUGAAGUCAACGGUUGGUAAAACGAAAACGAGGAAGAAAACUGGAGAGAGAAAAUCGGAAACUAACUCUGGAUUCGAAUCAAAUAGCGAAAAAUUAGAAACAGAGCAAAGGGCUGUUAAAACUACUGAAGCUGAAGGAGAAGUUGAACCUCACACGGAGGUCAAGAAAAAGAAGCCGUUGAAAAAGAAGCAGAACACUGAAAUCAGUCAAUCAACUGAACCACUUGCUGAAGGUGAGAAAAGCAAAGACGAAGUAGAAAAUGAGCUUCAUGCAGAUGGAACAGAAGCACGUGGAGAGGCUAAGCCGAAAAACAAGAAAAAGAAAAAACUACCAACAGCUGCUGAAAGCGGAGAAACAGCUCUCCCGGUGGUUCCCCGAAUCCAGACAUCAUUUGAUGACGAGCGAGUGUUGGGGGUGACGAUCCACAGGACAGACAGACUGAAGCAGCACAAGUAUGUCACCAGUCCACUAGUGAGAGUGCAUGUGAUGGAUGCGAACACUGGUCACUAUGUCAAAAAGGAAGACAGUAAACGCACAUUAAGGUUGCCACAUGAACCGGGAUAUGAGGCGUUGGAGUUCCACCCUCCACUGUGCACGGGAGCCUUCGACUUCAAGAAGAGACAGAGUUUGAUUCCGAGAUGGGAGCAGCAGUUGUUCAUUGACGAGCGAUAUCUCUACUUCCUAGAGAACAAGACAAAUGUCUCUCAAGGAGAAGCAGCAGCCCCCCACUCUCCCAGCCCCAACACUGUGGUUCUGUUUGAACUGCUGAAUUAUGUGGACACAACUGGAAUGAAGGAGGUGCCUAAAGGCAGGAGUUCCAACUGGAUGCGCAUCGCAUGGGCAUUCCUCCAACUGGUGGGCGGGAACAGAGCAUUGAACGUGGAGAAGAAAGUGCGUCUGCAGCUGUUUCAUCCUCAGAAGCAGUUCACCAGUAGUGAGGAGAUAAAACAGGACACUUCAGAUGGACGGGAGAUGAUCAACUGGGUCAGGAUGAGGAAUGUUAAGUACCCUGGAACCAUCUAUGUCACAGUGAAGGGAACACAUGUGAAGGCUGCCCAGAUGCCAUCAAAGACUAUUGGAAGACUAACGGAGGCGGAGUCGGAUGUCCACGAUGAGGACGACAAACUGUCUUCGGAUCCUCCCGAGUGGAGUCGGCUGCCGGGUCAGAUCUGCAAAGUGCCCAAUAAACAGCUCAAGUCCCUCAAGGCAGGAAAGACCGGCUGCUCUAUCGUGCGCUUCUCUAAUGAGGGCAGAAAGCUGGCAUGUGCUUGUGGCGACAAGAAUGGAUACAGCAUUCAGAUCUACGACAUUCCCAGCUGCAAGAGUCUGGGACAAUUCUCUGGACACUUCAGCCUCAUCUACGACUUGUGCUGGUCCAGAGCAGACAACGAACUGGUGUCGAGUAGCCAAGACGGAUCUGUGCAGUGCUGGAAUGUGGAUAGUAUGAAGCGAGAAGCGGUGUGUGUGAUGAACCAUCCCGGAUAUGUCUACUGUGCCAAAUAUCACCCGGUCAUGUCUCACGUCGUGGUGUCAGGCUGCUAUGACAAUGUGAUCAGGGUUUGGAGGACAGAUGCUGCAUUGCAUGAUAAAAACGCUGUGUUGCUGAAGGAGCUCCACUCGCACAAUGGUUUCGUCAACUGUCUCUGCUUCGACUCUUCAGGCACCACCAUGUACUCUUGUGACAGUGUCGGCACAGUCAUCACCUGGAGAGUGACCCUUCCUUCCAGUAUGAACCUCAUCGCGCACACAGGGGCAGCAGGAGAACAGGACUACCAGAACAGUAGCAGUGGAGGGGGCUUGCAGUUCCUGCCGGAGAGAAUAUUCACAGACCCAGAGAUAAACGGCGUGCCCUUAAGUGUGGUGCAGCUGCAUGGGAGUGGAAAGCGACUGUUGUUGCAAUGCAAGGACAACACAGUGCGAGUUUUGGACCUAAGACUGAAUAUAAUCAUGGCGAGGUAUGCGGGUGCGAUCAACUUCAAAGACCACAUCCGCAGUACAUUCUCCCCCUGUGGCACCUACAUCUACGCCAGCUCAGAGGACUGUACUGCCGUAGUAUGGAACACAGACACCUGCGAAACCGUGUGUCACUAUCGUGACCUGGGCUUCACUGCUUCAAUAUCGGACAUCUGCUACCAUCCCUUCGAAAACCUGGUGGCUUUCUGUGCCAUAGGACCCAAUCAGCCCAUAGUCCUCUUCUCAUACGACUGCAACAGGCCGGAUAGAACCUUCUACGAUGCCAAUGCACCUGGUGCCUUCGGGGGAACAACAGACUUCGAGUUAAGGGCAGUGACUCCGGCUCCAAGUGCCCCGAACACUCCAAGGAACAGAUCCUUCCGAGCCAAGUCGCCUUUAUUGAGCUCACACGCCUUUUAUGGCCCUGGAAAGUACCCAUCUAGUGAGGGGUCAAUAGGGCUCACAGCUAGUACCAAGGCAGACCUGAUGGUGAAAUCGAGCCGAGAAUUGGCAUCUGAAAUUAUCCACAGUGUGAAAAUGGACCAUGUUAGCCGCACUAUCAAUGCAUCCAUUGUGUCUGAUGGGAAUGACCUGAACAUGAGCCAGAGCAGAGCGCGAGCUAACAGAAGACGAAUGAAGCAGGCCAGAAUGUCUGAUGCAGGCAGCUUAGCAGGUGACCUGACCAACAGGUCCUCUCUUCUAUCAGCAACUGCUGCUGCUCAGGAACAGGACCCAAUGAGUAACAGUCCAGGCGGGUCUACGCUCAAUGUUAACACCAGUCCAAGGCCUACCCUCAGAACAAGUGACAUGGUGAAACAGCUGGACAGAGAAAUGCCAGGAGCACGCAUGACCAUGCUCAUACAAAGCGAGAAGCCCAAAUUCAUGCUAUCCGCCAAGACUGGCAUCUCACAAUGGGCGAGAGCGAUUGGAGACUACAGUGCUGAGAGGAGUGAUGAGUUGAGCGUGUCCAAAGGAGUCCUCGUCAAAGUGGUCUUGAAGGACAAUGAUAGGUGGUGGCUGGCUCAAUUGCACAAUGCCGCACAGGGAUACCUGCCUUCCAGUUGUCUGGAACUAAUCACUGAAUCGGAUGCACAAGCAAUUUCUAUGCUAGAGAACGAACCGCGCCGAAAGAUCAGUCAAGCAACUGCACCACCGUCAUCCGCCGGAGACUUGAGCUCCAAGCCAGCAGACACAUUCAGUGAAACAAGCUCUCAGCCUGAGAGUUCAAAGAUCCCUGAUGAUGACGACGAACUCCAGACACUUCCCAUAGCCAAAGCACGAACAAGGAGAGGGAAAAUGAAAAAAGAAACUGCAGAAAAUACAAUUGGCGAAGGUGCCAGUGAAGAUGCGCUAGAGAUGAACAAAAUUGAAGAGAUACUAUCUCAGCAGAGCAAAGAUGAUAGCACUGAUCUAAUUGCUGAGGAACUGCUCUAAAAAUUGAUAAAAAUUUGAUAUCUAUCGAGUUCAAGUGAUGUAAAUAGUCAGUAAAUUGUGGAUAUGUAAAUCGAUGCUCAAUUGUAAAUAUUCCCCUAA
Molecule: messenger RNA, 3699 nt
Organism: Symsagittifera roscoffensis
Lineage: Eukaryota; Metazoa; Xenacoelomorpha; Acoela; Convolutidae
Product: jouberin-like
Exons: 20
Coding region: 49-3600 (1183 amino acids)
Biological process (GO): motile cilium assembly
Cellular component (GO): ciliary basal body
Molecular function (GO): protein binding
Source: RefSeq, a predicted model, not a curated record